AUGUAUAGAAUAAUUAAACCUAAAAAAAUUAUUAAAUCUAUCAUAUAUCUACUUUUAAUCUACUUCAUUAUACAAUAUCUCUUUGAUAUCAAUAUUUCAAACUACAAUGGAAUUUAUUCUAUCGAUAUCAAUGCAACAAUACAUGCUUUACAACAAGCAAAAAGUCGAGAAACUGAUGUUGAAAAUAAAUAUCAAUUAACUGCUAUUAUUCUUCAUUGGAAACGUUUAUCAGGAACUAGACGAUUAAUUCAAUAUUAUCUCAAUACGCAUCUUUUCAAGCAAAUUAUUAUUUGGAAUAAUAAUCCAGAAAUAACACUCACGAUCGAUCAACUUCUCGUCAAUAGCACAUCUAUCAAUCUCAUUCAUACUAUUAACUUUCAUGAAAAUUUAAAAGAUGAAGCUAAGUAUCGUGCAUGUGCACGAGCUCAAACACCUGCUUGUUUUUAUGCUGAUGAUGAGUGGGAUACGUCUGGCUAUAUAAAAAGUCUAAUAUCUAGUUUUCAAUCAGAUCCUAAUGUUUUACAUUCAGCAACAAGUGUAUCUACUUACUAUAACAAUAUGUUAUGGACAUUCAUGGAUUCUCAAAUCGAUUUACAUACAGGAUUCUCAUGGAAUACUUUUGGAAGUAUAUUUUUACGUGAACAUGCUCUACGACAUCUUCAUUUACUUCAGAUGCACUUUCCAAAUCAACAAAAAUUAUUUGCAGUAAGUGAUUUAUUUUUUCCUAUUUGGCUUAAUGAUAUUCCAUCACAAAUGAUAGUCAAUCUUCGUAUGUUACCAACAUCUCCGAAUGAGACUGGUAACUCAUUUUUACCAGAAAAAGAAUCUGAUGAUUUACAACAGACAAGUACAAUACUUGCUAUUCGUAAACUCGAAUAUUCAUUACGUUUGAAUCAAUCAAAUACAAAUAUUGAUUUUCCUCGUUAUCAACAUCGUCAAUUUCCAUAUUAUGUUAAAUCAUCAAGUUUAAAUGAUGAUUUCAUAUUCUAUACAAAUAUUCUACCUAUUGAUAUUGAACAUAUAGCGUUUAGUAUUGAAAAAGAUGCAGAACGAGCGACAUAUCGAAAUAUUCCUUCUGGAUCUGAUUACACCCAUUUUACCGGACAUAAUACAUUGCAAGCGAUUGAUGGUAAUGAAGAUACAUGUUGGCAUCCAAACAAACGUAUAAAGAGUGGAGAUUUUUUUGCUAUUGAUUUCUUGCGCAUACAAAGUAAUAUACUCGUUACAUUUGUCCUUCAACAUACUAAAAAAUUACAAAAUAAACUUGAUAUGCGUUUAUCAUUUGAUGGUAUAUCGUGGAUAUCAUAUCGAUCACGAAAAGGAAUUUUAACGUCUACUGGUAGUGUCACUGCUGGAGGUUCUCAUCGAUUAAUCAUUGAUUCAAGACAAUUUCCUUCUGAACUUCAAUCAUUUCGUUAUAUUUCAUUCAAUGCAACUCAUGAUUUCGAUGAAGUAUUUCAAGUAUGUGACGUACAAAUAAUAAAAAGUUCUAUAGUUAUUAUUAAAUAA
Molecule: messenger RNA, 1509 nt
Organism: Adineta steineri
Lineage: Eukaryota; Metazoa; Rotifera; Eurotatoria; Adinetida; Adinetidae
Source: the annotation of a GenBank genome assembly